AAGAAGAAGAAGAAACCGUAAGAACACAUUUAAACCAUCGGGACAUACACAAAGAUGAUUUCAACAUAUAAUCAGAUUUAGAUUCCUACACACAUUUCUAUAUGAGGAGAGAGAGAGAGCCUCUAAAAUGAGUCUGAAGAGAGAAGAGAAGAAAGCUGUUCAGUAUCAGAUGCAGACAGAUGUGUGUCCAGCAUCCAGUAGUGUGUCUGUGAAGAGCAGCAGUUCCAUGACUGAACCAUUUAUGUUCAGAAAAGAAGCAGAACUUCCUGACACCAGUGUGGUGAAGGAUGAUCUAAUCCAGGUUCAGUCUAGGUGUGGAGAUUGUGAGCAGGAUGUGAGAGAUCUGAUCCCUGUCACCUGUGGACACAGUUUCUGUAAGCAGUGUUUAAAUACCUGCUACUGGGACAAGACCAGUACAUCAGAAGAUUUUGACUGUCCCAAAUGUAGAAAGAGAUCCAGAGCACAUCAUGUUCCAAUCAAACAAAAAGUAAUUGGAGGGUCCAUUUCUGCUGACUUUGCUCAAUGUAAUUCAGAAAUAGACCUGCAGAAGGAGACUGCAGACCUUCAGCAGGAUUCUCACCAAUAUGAUGUCCUCCAGAGAGUCAAAGACCAACACAAAACCAGCAUGAAGAACAAAUAUGAGAGCGUAUUUGAUGGAGUCAAAUUACAAGAUAAUCAAACCCUUCUGAACAGGAUUUACACACAGCUCUAUAUCAUAGUGGGAGAAGGUGAGGGGGUGAAUAAAGAACAUGAGGUUUUACACAUGGAAAAAACAUCCAGAACACAUCACUUACAAGACACUCCAAUAAACUGCAAUGACAUCUUUGAUCCCUUACCUGAACCAGGAUGUUGGAAAGACAAAAUAAAGACUGUUCUUACUAAAGGUAUUGCUGGAAUUGGAAAAACAGUUUCUAUGCAGAAGUUCAUUCUGGACUGGGCAGAGGGAAAAGCCAAUCAGGAUGUAGAUUUCAUGUUUGUACUUCCAUUUCGAGAGCUGAACUUUUUUAAAGAUUACCAGUACAGUCUUUACAAACUUCUGCUUGACUUUCAUCCUGAACUUCAAACUCUGGACUCAAAGAUGUACAAUGAGUGUAAAGUUGUGUUCAUCUUUGACGGUCUGGAUGAAAGCAGAAUUCCUCUGAUGUUUUUAGACAGUGAGAAAGUUUCUGAUGUGACUGAGACCUCAUCAGUGGGUGUGUUGAUGUCAAACCUCAUCAAAGGAGAUCUGCUUCCCUCUGCUCUUAUCUGGAUCACCUCCAGACCAGCCGCAGCCAAUCAGAUCCCCUCUGAAUACAUCAAGCGUGUGACAGAAAUUCAGGGAUUCAAUGACCCUCAGAAGGAGGAAUAUUUUAGGAAGAGAAUUAGUGAUGAGCAUCAAGCCAACAUAAUCAUCUCACACAUUAAAAGAGCAAGAAGCCUCCACAUCAUGUGCCACAUACCAGUCUUCUGUUGGAUCUCAGCAACUGUGCUUCAAAACAUCCUGAAUCAUAACGAAAGUGCAGAAAUCCCCAAAACUCUGACUGAAAUGUACAUCCACUUCCUGCUGAAUCAAAUAAAUAUGAGGAACCAGAAGUUUGGUGAGCGAGAUCCAGAGGAACUCCUGCUGUCCAAUAGAGAAAUGAUUGUGAAACUUGCUGAACUGGCUUUCAAACAGUUGAUGAAGGGCAAUGUCAUGUUCUGUGAGGAGGACCUGAGCGAGAGCGGCAUAGACGUCACUGAGGCCUCAGUGUAUUCUGGGAUCUGCACUGAGAUCUUAAAGGAGGAAUCUGUGAUUCAUCGGAGGAAAGUUUACUGCUUCAUACAUCUGAGCUGUCAGGAGUUUCUAGCUGCUUACUAUGUUUUUUACUGUUAUACAAGAAACGCUGUUGAAGACCUUAUGGAAUUUGAUAUAUUACAUAAUUUGCAUAGAGCAGCAGUAGAUAAAGCCCUGCAGAGUGAAAAUGGACAUCUGGAUCUUUUCUUGCGAUUCCUGUUGGGCAUCUCACUGGGGUCCAAUCAGAGACUCUUAAAGGACCUACUGGCCCACACAGAGACCAGUUCAAAGAGCAUUGAGAACAUCAUAAAGUACAUAAAAGACAGCAUCAAAGGAGGGGGGAAUGCUCCUCAGAAUAUCACUACUGAAAGAUCCAUUAAUCUGUUCCUCUGUCUGCUUGAAAUGAAUGAUCAGACUCUGUUGAGAGAGAUUCAGGAGUUUCUGAAAUCAGAUAAAUUCACUCAGAAUCAACUCACUCCUGCUCACUGUUCAGCAAUAGCCUACAUACUUCAGAUGUCAGAAGAGGUGCUGGAUGAGCUGGACCUAAAGACAUACAACACAUCAGAGGAGGGUAAAAGAAGACUGAUUCCGGCUAUGCGGAACUGCAGAAAAGCGCUGCUGGCUUCUUGUAAUCUCACAGAACAGUUAUGUAAAAUUGUGGCCUCAGCUCUUCAAUCAGAAAACUCCCCCCUGAGAGAGCUGGACCUAAGUAACAAUGACUUGCAGGAUUCAGGAGUGAAGCUGCUCUCUGAUGCACUGAAGAGUCCACACUGUCAACUGGAGAUACUGAGAUUAUCUGGCUGUAUGGUGACUGAGGAAGGCUGUUGUUAUCUGGCUUCAGCUCUGAGUUCAAACCCCUCACACCUGAUAGAGCUGGAUCUGAGCUACAAUCACCCAAGUGAUUCAGGAAUUAAGCUGCUCAAUGACAGAUUGAAUGAUCCAAACUACAAACUGCAGAAAAUCAAGUUGGACCAUAUAGGACACUUCAGAAUCACACCAGGACUAAAAAAAUAUGCGUGUGAUCUCUCACUGGAUCCAAACACAGCACACACUCGUCUCUCUCUGUCUGAAGAGAACAGAAAGGUGACAUACGUGAGAGAGCAGCUGUCAUAUCCUGAUCACCCAGAGAGGUUUGACCAGCUGGAGCAGGUUUUAUGUAAAGCGUGUCUGCCAGGACGCUGUUACUGGGAGGCUGAUUUGAGUGGCUUAUGUCAUUUAUCAGUCACAUAUAAAGAGAUAAAUAGGAAAGGAAGCAGUGAGUGUCAGUUUGGACUCAAUGAAAUGUCCUGGAGUCUGUACUGGACUAAUCGUAAAGUUUACACUGCCUGGCACAAUAAUAAAGGCACAGAAAUACAUGUACCCUCUUCUAACAGAGUAGGAGUUUAUCUGGACUGUCCGUCCGGCACUCUGUCUUACUACAACGUUAAUGACACACACACACUAACACACUUACACACAUUCAACACCAGAUUCAAGGAGCCCCUCUAUGCUGGAUUGAGACUUUAUCCUGAUUCUUCAGUGUCUCUGUGUCGGCUGCCUGUGAAUAACACACAUACUGAGUGAAAAGUUUUGUUUUUAUAUAUAUAUAUAUAUUUUUUUGUAAUCUUUCUUUGGCAUUUUCUAUUAUAGAUUUCCCACUUUCCCAUUUAGGAGCAUUUUUAGAUGAUACAUAUUA
This is a messenger RNA of Xyrauchen texanus (razorback sucker), 3428 nucleotides long. Its product is annotated as NACHT, LRR and PYD domains-containing protein 3-like. Bases 128 to 3316 code for a protein of 1062 amino acids. Gene Ontology annotation, molecular function: protein binding. The record is from RefSeq and is a predicted model, not a curated record. Lineage: Eukaryota; Metazoa; Chordata; Actinopteri; Cypriniformes; Catostomidae. The transcript is spliced from 7 exons.